GCUAAGGUCAAGAUGAGGACGCAAGCUACGAUCACCGGCGACUCCACGAUCGCUUCCGGCGAUCUUCCUUCGGUCGAUCAUAGGAUGAUGCAUAUUUUACGCACCUCCGCUUCCGACGAUGAUGCCAUGCACCCUCGACGCUUGGACGUUAUCUAUAUACCGCGACAUUAUUCGGAGACUCGAGAUUCGGCCGGUCAGCCGUCGGCCGACGACGUCUGCGAGCACUUGUUGAAUCGACCGUCCCACGCACGAAUGCUCCCGUCCUCGGGGCUUCCGGUGAAGAUUCGUGCGUUCUAUCUGAGCGCCUCAUCUGCCAACACAGCCUCGGAAAUUCAAAUUCACACUCUGAUGUCUCAACAUACUUCUGCCGCGAUUCGACCGCAGCCGUGGCGAGCCUAAUUAUCGCCCAUCGUCGGGAUAUCCGAUAUUCCUCAACGUUUAAUCUUAAUAUGGAAUCAAAUUUUGCCUCGACAAUUUUGCGUUCUACCGUUUGCCGUUUGCUGUAUCAUUCCAGGUCUGACCUUUCAAUUUAGCUUCAGACAUACCUCC
This is a messenger RNA of Harpegnathos saltator (Jerdon's jumping ant), 549 nucleotides long. RefSeq lists its product as uncharacterized. The coding region runs from base 13 to 399 and encodes 128 amino acids. The record is from RefSeq and is a predicted model, not a curated record. Lineage: Eukaryota; Metazoa; Arthropoda; Insecta; Hymenoptera; Formicidae. The transcript has 2 exons.